This is a messenger RNA of Vanessa tameamea, 306 nucleotides long. Its product is annotated as gametocyte-specific factor 1-like. The record is from RefSeq and is a predicted model, not a curated record. The coding region runs from base 1 to 306 and encodes 101 amino acids. Lineage: Eukaryota; Metazoa; Arthropoda; Insecta; Lepidoptera; Nymphalidae. The transcript has a single exon.
AUGGAUGAUCCAUUCAUUACGUGCCCAUACGAUCAUUCGCACCGCGUGCCUCGAUCACGAAUCCAAGCUCAUAUAGUCCGUUGUCAAGAAAAACACCCCCCGCUCACCGCUUGCCCGUAUAACGCAACACAUCGCUUUACUCAAGCCGACAUGAAGAUACACGUCACGCAAUGUCCGUCAAGGGAAGAGAUGUUUCCAGAACAUAAACCUCCAAAAGUAGUAGCCCAUUUGAUAGCACCUCGGCCAAUCCUGCAAAGGGAAUAUCUUCCAGAGAUGGACCCUAAUCAUGAAACAUGGGAUGAUUAA